AUGGCCCGCCCAGCCCAGCACAAAUUUGGAGUUGCUCCUCACCUUGCCGCCCAGGAAGUGAAGGGCGAAAAGGAGCUCAGCAGCAGCGGUGGCGGUGCAGAGGCGGCGUGGCCGGCGGGCAUGGGAAGAACGCCGGAGGAGGAGAUCUGCGUGUCGGCGGCGGUGCAGGGCGGCGGCGGCCACGCAAGAAGAACUUGGGGCGGGAGCUACGGCGGCCUUGGAGAGGCGCGCGCCGCCGGUGCGCGCGUGCGUGCGGGGCGAGGGCGAAGCGAGGAGGGCACGGCGAGGCGGCGCGAGGUGGCGGCGCGAGGUGGCGGCGCGUCGGCAGGGGGCGCGAUGGGCACGGCGAGGUGGCGGCGCGUCGGGAGGGCCGGGGCGCGAUGUACUGGUGCAUCAAGCACCGCCUCGAUACAACAACCUCCAGCAGCUACUGGUCUCUCAGAUGAUCCUGCUUGGAAGUAUAGUACUAUUCCAGAUAAGAAUAAGAAGAAUGCCCUCAAGUGUAAUUUCUGUGACAAGAUAUGCACUAAUGGUGUUACAAGGAUCAAGUACCACCUUGCUGGCAUUAAAGGAUUCAGUGUUACACCUUGCCCAAAGGUUCCUACUGACGUCAAGGCAGAGAUGUUGGCUUUACUGCUAAGCAAUAAUGUUGCAAGGGAUAAGAAAGUUGAGGCAUUGGAAACAGCCAGAGGUAAAGUUUGCUUGGAUCACUCGGAGGGAGAAGAAGGUGAUGAAGAUUGUGGCAAUGCGGUUGUGAUGAAGUCAAAACCCCAAAGAAGUAGCUUCAAAGGUGCAGGAUCUAUGGAGAAGUUCUAUAGUUCAAGUACAAUAAAAGAAUCUGUCAAGAAAUAUAACCUUGGCACAAAGACUCAAUCAGUGUUGUCAACUCAAGAAAGAGUGAAGAGGAGGAAUAGAGCUUGUGAGUACAUAUGCCAAUUCUUCUAUGAAGCUAGCAUCCCACACAACACUGUGACACUUACUAGCUUUGCUUGUAUGCUUGAGGCCAUUGGACGUUUUGGUAAAGAUUUGGAGGGACCUAGUGCAUAUGAGAUGAGUGGACCAUUUUUGCAGAAAAGGAAGAAAAAAGUGAUGGAUACAUUCAAGCACCAUAGGGAAACAUGGGAGCUCACUGGCUGUACUGUCAUGACUGAUGCAUGGACAGAUAGGAAGUGUAGGGGAGUAAUGAACCUAGUUGUUCAUAGCGCUCAUGGUGGCUUAUUCGUGAAUUCAGUUGAUUGCUCGGAUGUAAAAAAAGAUGGCAGAUAUAUCUUUGAGCUUGUCGAUCAGUGCAUUGAAGAUAUAGGGGCAGACAAGGUGGUACAAGUGGUGACUGACAAUGCUAGUGUCAACAUGGCAGCAGCAAUUCUAUUAAAAGCAAAGAGACCUUCCAUUUUUUGGAAUGGAUGUGCAGCCCACACAAUUGAUCUCGUGUUGGAGGACAUAGGGAAGCUUGGACCGGUUGACAAAACAAUUGUCGAAGCAAGGCUAGUUACUGUGUUCUUGUAUGCUUAUACAAGGGUGUUGGCUUUGAUGAGGAGUGUUCUUAAGAAAGAUCUUGUGCGCUCAGGUGUUACCAGAUUUGCCACAGCUUAUCUCAAUCUAAAAAGCUUGCAAGAUAACAAGUAUGGGCUGCAGAAACUAUUCAGAUCAGAUGAGCUACAUGAAAUGGGAUACUUGAAGAAGGACAAAGGGGACAAAGCUCAGAAAGUGGUGAAGUCUGAAGCCUUCUGGAAGCGUGUUGAUCUUGCUGUGAAUUUCUUUGAGCCAAUGGCCAAUGUGUUGAGAAGAGUGGAUAGCGAUGUGCCAGCAAUGGGAUUCUUCUAUGGUUGCAUGCUAGAUGCAAAAAAGGAGUGUUUGUUGAGGUUCGACAAUGAUGAGAGUCGUUGCAAAUCAGUUUUGGAUAUCAUUGACAAGCGCUGGGACAACAAGCUCAAGAAGCCCCUACAUUUGGCUGGUUACUUUCUGAACCCCUACUACUACUAUCCAAACAAGGUUCAAAUUGAGAAAGAUGGAAAAUUUAGAGCAGCUGUGAUCACUUGCAUAACAACAAUGAUUGAGAAUUUUGAAGAACAAGAUAAGAUGAUUGAAGAACUCGAGGAAUAUCGAGGUGGGAAGGAGUCUUUUGGAACAGACAUUGCCACAAGACAGAGAAGAAACAAAAACUACGAUCCAGCAACAUGGUGGUUGAAUCAUGGUGCAAGCUCACCAAACCUGAAGAAUUUAGCAGUAAAGAUUCUUAGUUUGCCAUGCAGCUCCUCGGCUUGUGAGAGAAAUCUUUCAGCAUUUGAACAAGUCCAUGUGAAGAAGCGCAAUAGGCUACUUCGUGAUAGGCUUAGGGACCUUGUCUUUGUCAAGGUUAACUCACGGAUGAUGGAUCAGAAACAAAACAAGAAAAGGGACCCCAUAGAGAAGAUAAUAGGUGAUGUUCUUGAAGAUGAUGAGAAUGAGUUCAUUACUGGGAUUGUUCCUGAAGACAAUUGGCAAGUUCAACAAGAACAACCUGAUAAUGUGACUGAAGAACCAGAAGCAUCAACAUCGCAAGCACAAGGAAAGAGAAAUGCACACGUUAGGAAGAAGCGGAAGAAGAAUAUGCAUUAUUUGCUUAAUUGUGUCCAAGAAGAUGCCAUCCUAUCUGAUUCUUCCAGUUCUUCAGCUUCAGAAAUAGAAGGUAAUCAUUAAGAUGAUGACAUUUUCUCCGAUGCUUCAGCCGACUCAGAUUGAUUGCAUGCAUGUCUUGCUGGUUAUCUGAACUUGUUGUUGCUUGAUGUUGCUUGCUGUGAACUUGUUGUAUCUGUGAAGAACUUGCUGUUGGUAUGUAAUUUACGGACAGAACUAUGUCCUGAACUGCUUAAUGAUGUUGCAAUAUUUGGACAAAACUAUGUAUUUAAUUAUCUGUGAACUAUGUCCUGAUUAUGUGUAUCUCUUAUGUGAAGAUGUUAUUAUGUUAUGCAUCUGUGAAUUAUUGAUAUAUAUACGAUUAUAUGCUGCCCAAA
This is a messenger RNA of Lolium perenne, 2993 nucleotides long. Lineage: Eukaryota; Viridiplantae; Streptophyta; Magnoliopsida; Poales; Poaceae. The record is from RefSeq and is a predicted model, not a curated record.